This is a messenger RNA of Bursaphelenchus xylophilus (pine wood nematode), 1207 nucleotides long. NCBI's taxonomy places the organism in Eukaryota, Metazoa, Nematoda, Chromadorea, Rhabditida, Aphelenchoididae. The record is from the annotation of a GenBank genome assembly.
AUGUCCGACUCUCAAUUGUUUGAAUUCGAGUCGUCGGAGCCUAUUAUCGACAAAAGGAAAUCAUGUAAGUACAAAACCAAUUUAGGCCGAAAUUUUUGAUUAGUCUUAUCUAAUCAGAACAUACCGUUUUGUUAUUGAAAACGUAUUAGUAUUUUCCUACAAUGCACUGACCUUUACUCUCUUUCUCAUAGUGCAUUUUGAAGUUUUUCCCACGCUUGUCGCCAGCGCACAGUGCAACCCACAAAAAAGUCGUUUGCACUGUGCGGACUGCAACAAAAUUAAGGAAACACUAAAAGAAACACACAAGUAAUAGCAAGUUAUUUCAGACGCCGAAUACGCCCAUAACAUCAACUGUGCGCAAAUCGUGAUCGACUCAAAAAUUCGAAGGUUGCAAAAUCUACAGAAUCAAGUAGGCUUUUGACUUCAAAUUUUCAGCCGUUUUUCAGUCGACAAUCUCGAAUAUGUCGUAGAAAUGGGAAAUUUGUGGUUAAACACAGUAAAAUUUUACGGGAAACAGACGUUCACAUAGCUGGAUGACAUUUGAGAAAACUUUUUUCUCCCAGGAUGAAUAAAUUUUCCGGUCUAUAAAGUUCGAAAAAGGGAUCAAAACGACUCUAAUUUAGUAUCAAAAAGUAUCGAAGAGACCUCAAAGGACUGUUGGUUUUGAAGAGAAAACAUUUACCAAAUUCCUCUUCAAACCCAGCAGUCUUUUUGUUUCUUUGCAAUACUUUUGGAUACUAAAUUAGAGUCGUCUUGAUCCCUUUUUCGACCUUUAUAGAUCGGAAAAUUUCUUCAGCUUGGGAGAAAAAAUGCUUCUCAAAUGUCAUCCAACUCUGUGCCCUCAGUUUCCCGUAACAUUUUACUGUAUUUAACCACAAAUUUCCCAUUUCUACGACAUAUUCGAGAUUGUCGACUGAAAAACGGCUGCAAUACUUUAAAAAAUCUCAUCCAGCUCUGUGCCCUCCGUUUCCCGUAAACUUUUACUGUGUUUAACCACAAAUCUCCCAACUUUCAGCUCUCCACAAUCCAGUCCAACUACUCCUCCAAAGACUAUCAGUCCCGCUCGACGAUAGCGGGCUAUCAUAUGCGCGUGGAGGCGCAAUUACGGAAAGCCCUGUCCUUGAAGAACGCGUUAGGCUCUUUGGAUGUGCACACAAUUUCCAUGGAGGAAUAUGUGAGGAUAUUAAAACAAGUCCUUGAUUUUUAA